UUCAAUCGCCAAUUGGUUUUACUAGAAGAAAAGAAAUACUUUGCAGAGAAAAACUUAGAAUUCUCAGACUAUAAGUAUAUAACACAUUGAGUUUGACGUAUUUUUUAACCAUGAAGGCAUUCUAUGUUCUUCUGUUGUUAACCCUCAUCGGAAUCGUUUUUGCAAAAUCGACUGUUGAUCGAAAGAAAGUACCACCUCAUUUAAAACCUCCUAAUUCCUCUCAUGAUGGUGGCAAUGGUGGAGGCAAUGGUCCUGGCAAUGGUGCACCUGGCGGUGGACCACCAUCGUCACCAGGUGGUGAACCACCAUCGUCACCAGGCGGUGGACUACCAUCGUCAGGCGGUAUACCCCUAAUAAGAAUGCUUUUGCAACUAGUAUGUUCUGUAGGAAGAUCUCUUCUAGCAAGUAUAUCUUUAGAUGGUCUUUGUGGACCAUGAAAAAAAAAUGAAACGCAUUAUAAAGGAUAAUUUCUAUUAUCGACAUCGUAAAGGCAUUGUUAUGAAACAUUUUAUUUAUUAAAUUAUAUUAUCAUCAUUACUAUUAUACAUAUGACUGGAAUGCACUGUACCUCUUUUUAAACACGUUUAAUUUUUCG
Molecule: messenger RNA, 595 nt
Organism: Acromyrmex echinatior (Panamanian leafcutter ant)
Lineage: Eukaryota; Metazoa; Arthropoda; Insecta; Hymenoptera; Formicidae
Source: RefSeq, a predicted model, not a curated record